Molecule: messenger RNA, 702 nt
Organism: Paramecium sonneborni
Lineage: Eukaryota; Ciliophora; Oligohymenophorea; Peniculida; Parameciidae
Source: the annotation of a GenBank genome assembly
AAAAAUUUUUAAUGUCUUAACUGUCUUCUGUGGAGAGAACUACAAUGAUUGAAUUGUUUUCAACUUUUUUUGAUCGUUUAAGUUCUCAUAAUCCAUAACGUGAACAAAUGCUAAAAUCAUUAUACCAAUUUAAAGCAUUAUUAUAUGCAAAUGAUGGUGGAAUUGAAAAAUAUUUACAUGAUUUACAAGGAUAGAAAUCUCCUUUAAAAAGAGAUAAUUCUUAAACAAAAAAAUCAAGUAGUAUAAGAAAAGAAUAAGAAGUAAUAUCACGUCAUCCAAAAAGAAAAACUUUAGGAUGUGGACAUGAAAUAGAUGCCAUAGAUUCAAAUGGAGAAUGUAUCAUAUGUUGUGGAUAAUCAGUAAAAUUAGUGAUGAUUAGUAGCCAUUCGAUGAAUUCAAAUAGAAAUGUUCAAAUGUGUUUAGAACAAUUUAGCAAUUAGACAAUGAUGACUUUUUUAAAUGUUUACAAUAAUUAGAUGUAUACUUAAAUAAUUACAUCAGGAUCCAUUAACGACAUCAUUAUCGAAAUAGAGAUGCCAAUCAUCAACAGGAGAAUUAUUUAAGGAUCCUAUGAAUUAUUCAAGAUUGGCUGAUUAACAAAUACAAUAGAUAGUAAGAAAGUGUCUUAGAUGUAAUAAAGAUGUAUAAAACCACGAUUCUAAAAAUAUUAGUUAUUUCUGUAAUUCUUGUAAAAACUUUUGA